GUAAAACCAUGAAUUCUGAGAAGAAAGGUUUCAAUGUCUACCCCAAAAAAGAAAAUCUUCAGAUAAUAAAUGCUUCCCAAGUGCCCUCUUCGCAAUCAACCCGGCAGUCUGGUGUGACGACGUUUUAUGAUAGGGACAGUUACAAUGGAAAAACCAUCACAUACACAUCUUCUGCACCAAAGAAAAAAAGAACGCCUCUCAGAUUUACGUAUUCUCCCGAAAGAACGUAUUCUGUAAAAAAAGCGAAAUCCAGAAAAAGUGAUGCAGCUUCUACCAAAGUAACUCCAGCAAGGAAUAUCAAGAGACGAUUUUCACCUGCUCCAAAAGAGGUCGAGGCGAAACUCCGGAAUAUCGACAGAUCACGUGACAGGGUACUACAAAUGUCACUCGACUCGUCAGGGCCCAUUCAUUACUUUCAAGAUUCAAAAGAUUUAGAAAUUUUAUUUGGAACCAAAUAUCAGGACGAAUCAAAUGAAAACAAUUCCGAUGUUGAGGAGAUCAUCGAAAAUAGCAACGCUUGCUACGAAGAAACCAUUUCUGAACGAGGAAAUGAGUUUGAUGAUUGUCUUCCAGGAUGUUCUAACAGUCAUCUUCCAAAUUACGAUCAUGUUGAAAACAAUUACCUUCCUACAGCUAAUUCCUUCCAUUCCGAAGAAAAAUUUCCCCAGGAUUAUACAGCUUGGGAUAGCGGUGACAAUUUUUAUGAUGAUUUCAGUUUUCUGGAGCAAGUGGGUCAUGAAGAAGUUGUUGAAACCUCGUACGGAGACGGCUAUCAGGAAGAUGAGAUUAUUGAGAGCACAUGUACCUUCACGGAAACAGCCAAAGAUUUUCAAGCAGCGAACAAGCAUCAGACCUUUAGCAAGCAGGAAAAUGUGGAAGACACGAUUUUCGAAGAUAUGGAUCAAUCGGAUAAUCAGGAGAAAAGUGAACUGCUUGAUGAAGUUGAGAAUGUUGAAGCUACUGCGAAUGAACUUGAAAAAUUGGAUGUUUCAAUCGAUCUGGAGCUCAAUAUUCUAAGCAGUGAGCAACCGAGAGACGAAUCAAGAUCGGUUGUUCUGUAUGAAAAGAAAUAUUAUUGUGAAAACGCAGAUCUCGAUAUGCUAAUAAAGAGAAUACGUCUCUUGGAUUGUUUCGAUAAAUCUCAUACAGAUUUUCUUCUUCCACUGCUUCAACUCGCUGGUAAUGACAAAAUCAGCGAAGUAUACGAAAUCGAAAAGUUCUAUGUGGAACAGUUCAUACCAGCAUUGGAAAAUUGGACUAAUUAUCGUGAAAAUCCAACGGAAUUCUUCGACACCAACGCUGAUAAGUUCGAGGAGUACUAUGAGAAUGAGAUGAAAAUCGAAACACCUUUAUCGCCGAAUCCCGAGAUUUUUCCGUUUCAGAUUGAACUUCGAAAUAGAAAAAAAAUCGAAAAGGAAAUUGCUGAUGUAGCAGAAAACCAAAUCAGAAGAAUAGAAGAAAACUUUCGUAAUCCAUUCAUUGCACCUUUUGCCUUUUUCCCGUAUCAGAAUAAUUUUCAAAUGGCCCCUCAGAAUGUUCCAGGGCCUAGUUUAUACAAUCCUUAUCCUGUCCAGGCCAAUCCGGCUCCAAAUAUCCCAUUCAAUGUAUAUCAAAACAUUCCGUUCAACCUGUAUUUCAACUCGUACACACCUUUCGUGAAUCCAUUUCUCAACCCUUUUCCGUUCCCAUUUCCAAACAAUCUUAAUGUACCCGAUCUUAGCAAUUUGGGAAGUUUCAAUCCAAAUAUUAAUUUUAAAUAAUUAUUCAACAUUUUUUUAUUGGAAAAAUCAUCAUGUUUUAUCAAUUUUUCAUUGCAUGAAUCUACCAUUUUACUCUA
Molecule: messenger RNA, 1837 nt
Organism: Caenorhabditis elegans
Lineage: Eukaryota; Metazoa; Nematoda; Chromadorea; Rhabditida; Rhabditidae
Gene: R11A8.1
Product: DH domain-containing protein
Source: RefSeq, marked reviewed